CGACAUAAACGUUGAUCCGCGUCCAUAUGGUACCCACUCGUUUCGUCGCGGCGGGUGUCAAUUUCUGCACACGGUGCGAGGCUGGUCGUUUCGGAAGAUCUGCGACUGGGGUGGGUGGGCUGAGAAUUUCGACAACCCUGGUACCAUAUUCAAGUACCUCUUGUCUUGGAAUGACAAUCCAGCAGAGGCUCGCGAACAUUACAUGAACCCAAACAGGCCAGGCUGUGACCCUUGCUAUAGCUGCGGAAGAACUUGUCAUUGUGGUUAACUAGAUACUUACAAUACAUGUCAUCGUGUCUCAACUAGUGAAUAAGCGGUGAUAUAAAAAACGCAGCGCGGUGGGGGCAGACCCAUCUACUCGUGGUUUAUCCGACAGCCGUGGCCCAUUGGAGAUGCCCGUCUGUCAGGGUGCACAGGUGCGCACGAAGAAUAUCGUCUGUGACAAAAUGAUUCCCUAUAAUUCGAUGGUAAGUGAAAUACCGGAUAAUGAUAAAAGUGCGACGCACAAAUUCGGGGCCUGGCAAAUGAUAAGUUGCAAUACGUUGAUAGCAGUCAGGACCUGAG
Suillus clintonianus is the source of this 564-nucleotide messenger RNA. RefSeq lists its product as uncharacterized. Gene Ontology annotation, molecular function: DNA binding. The record is from RefSeq and is a predicted model, not a curated record. The annotation marks the transcript as partial. Gene Ontology annotation, biological process: DNA integration; DNA recombination. The transcript has a single exon. NCBI's taxonomy places the organism in Eukaryota, Fungi, Basidiomycota, Agaricomycetes, Boletales, Suillaceae.